UUCAACUAAUAUAUUUGUUGAGAGCUUGAGUUCUUACAGAGAGGAAGAGGGAGGGAGGUGCUGAAGCAUUCAACGAAGCAAAGGAAGCGGGUUUCUUUCGAACGUCGUAUUUGUUGAGGAAACCCACUCAGCGCCGAAAAUGCCACUCAUUCCGCUCCCCGCCGCUGCUCGCAGCAACCCUGACCGUCUCCUUCGCCAAGUCAUCGCCGCAAUGAUCCAGUGCCGCCCCUUCACUCCUUUCUUCCAGCCCUCCCCCUCCUUUCCCGGCUGGACCUCCGACCUUGUUUGCACCAUUCUCGCCUCUAUUCCCCGCUUCUUCUUCCUUUCCCACCGCUCCAUCGGCCGCCAGCCAUUCUCCUCCCGCCAUCGCUCCCCUCUCCGCCAACGCUUCCUGCGCCACGAAACCCGACCUCUUGGCCCUUCGGCCCAUCGCGAAUACUCCAUCGUUCUCCUCGGCGUCUCCAAAGCCCUCGAGUUCUAUUCCUGGGUCCAAUUCUCCCACGACGAGUCAACAUGCCGCGAAAUGGCUCGCCUUCUCGCCAAGUCCAAUAUCCUUCCCCCUCUGUGGCGCUUUCUUCGGUCGAACGAACAUCUCGUCACUAUUGCAACGGUGACGUCGGUGAUUAAAAUCCUUGGCGAUCAAGGCCUCGCUAAGGAGGCGCUCGCUGCUUUCUAUCGAAUGAAGCAGGUGCACUGCAAACCAGAUGUCCAGUGCUACAACACCGUCAUAGCCGCUCUUUGCCGCGUGGGAAAUUUCAAAACAGCUAGGUCUUUGCUCGAGCAGAUGGAGCUCCCGGGAGCUCGGUGCCCACCGGACACUUACACUUACACUAUAUUGAUUUCGUUCUAUUGCAAGAGAAGCAUGCAGACCGGAUGCCGGAAAGCGAUCAGGCGGAGGAUAUGGGAAGCUAAUCAUAUGUUUCGGAGGAUGCUGUUCAAUGGGUUUGUCCCUGAUAUUGUGACCUACAACUGUUUGAUUGAUGGUCUUUGUAAGACUUACCGGAUUGGAAGAGCACACGAGCUGUUCGAUGAUAUGCUUAUGAAGGGUUGUAUUCCAAAUAAGGUGACGUACAAUUCCUUCAUUAGGUAUUAUAGUGUUGUUAAUGAGGUGGAUAAGGCGAUUGAAAUGAUGAGAGAAAUGGUUGCAAGGAAACACGGAAUACCCAGUUCAAGUUCUUACACUCCAGUCAUCCAUGCGCUGUGUGAGGGCAGGAGGUUUAAUGAGGCGAGGGAGAUUUUGUUAGAGAUGGUUAAUGGUGGUCAUAUUCCAAGAGAGUUUACAUAUAGGUUGGUUUGCGAUGCAUUAAGCAGUUCAGGGGAAAAUGGUUUAUCAGAAGAGGUUCGCAGAAGAGUUGAAGAAGGAAUAGAUGUGAGAUUCAGACAAGUAAUGCGAGUGAAGCCUCUGUUGCAAGUUAGUGGAGUCAGGAGCUAGAGCUUGAUAAAAAAACAAUGAUGAUGCUAAAUCUAAGGCGCUGACUGACAAACGAAUGUAUGAUCAUAUUCACCAACCAUAUUUUUGGUUGCAUUUGUUGAAAUGUAUGGAGAAAGAAGCUGAUGUAAGGAAGAUCACUGGAGACCAAGAGGGAGAAGACACCAAGAAGUGAAGGAUUUGCUGCUACGAUGUUGGAAUUCUAUCAGGCUCUCUGGACAAUUAUGGGCGGGUUGCAUUUAUUGAAAUGUAUGAAGAAAGAAGCUGAUGCAAGGAAGAUAAGUAGAUCACCGGAGACCAAGAGGUAUGCUGCAACUGGCAACUUUAUAGAUUGUCAAAAUGUGAAGACUCCAAUCUCUCUCUCUCUCU
Molecule: messenger RNA, 1798 nt
Organism: Dendrobium catenatum
Lineage: Eukaryota; Viridiplantae; Streptophyta; Magnoliopsida; Asparagales; Orchidaceae
Product: pentatricopeptide repeat-containing protein At1g77405
Exons: 4
Coding region: 140-1432 (430 amino acids)
Molecular function (GO): protein binding
Source: RefSeq, a predicted model, not a curated record